AUGAAACAAUGGAGGAAAAUAGUUAUUCUUUAUGUGUGCAAGAUGUUGCAUAUUUGCUACAAAACAGAUAUGCGAUGAUUACAGGUGGGAAAACUUUAGACGGUUUUCCCAUCAUCACCUUCCCCGACUCGUCUGUGGAAUUCCUCAGUCUUUCAGAAGAUGAAUACAGAAGGUUGGUGCUCUACUUAACAAGUGUUCCUUCAAUGCAAGAUGCAGACCGGGGUUUUGUUCUAGUCAUAGACAGAAGAAAUGACAAAUGGAGUGCUGUCAAAACUGUCCUCCUCAAAAUUGCAGGUUUCUUCCCAGCUCUCAUCCAGGUGGUGUUCGUUCUCAGGCCGGCCGGUUUCCUGCAGAAAGCAAUAUCCGGUGUCAGCAACAAAUUCUUCAAAGAAGAGUUCAAGUUCAAGGCUGUUGAAAAGUUCUCAAAGAACACGAGCGAGGUAUCGGUGACCCUCCAAGCCAUGAUCACCCAGUGGCAAGCAAGUGUUCUCCCCAACGACCCGUCCUCCACAUCUGCACUCAUCGAAGAACAUGGUCGAGACCACCAUGACCUCAAAGAGGACAUCCACAGUGCCAUCCGGCAUGGGGAGACCCUCCUCAGCUGCAUCCGCCGCCCGUCCGAAGUGGACGCCUCCCUGGAUCUCUGUCCUGACAAGCUCAUCAACGUGGCUGCUGUGCAAAAUGUUUUGUCUUCAUGUAUGGAUAAACUUUGUGCCAUGCCAUCAUCUGGUGAUUCCUUAAUGCAAGUGCAAGAAGUUUUAAAAGAUGUUGAAGACUUUGAAGAAAAUGUGCAAGUUGAGAUUGCCAGGAUGGAAGAUGUGCAGCAGAGAGGGAAGUGCCUGAUUGAAGAGAACCACUAUGCUGUUGAUUCCAUCUCCCCCAAGUGUAUGGAGCUCGAGAAGAUG
This is a messenger RNA of Uloborus diversus, 905 nucleotides long. RefSeq names its product guanine nucleotide exchange factor DBS-like. Gene Ontology annotation, molecular function: guanyl-nucleotide exchange factor activity; protein binding. The annotation marks the transcript as partial. The transcript has 7 exons. Gene Ontology annotation, cellular component: cytoplasm. Lineage: Eukaryota; Metazoa; Arthropoda; Arachnida; Araneae; Uloboridae. The record is from RefSeq and is a predicted model, not a curated record.